AUUUUGUUAUCGGACAAAAAGUAUAAUUGUUUUCCCUCUCUCUGUCGCUACUGGAUCGUCUACUCCGUUGAACGGACGUCGAUCGGACCAGGCCAUCGUGCUUCUCAAGAUCCAUACCAUAGCCGUCGCCAUCGCCAUCGCCAUCGCCAUCGCCAUGGUUCUACUGCAGCUAGACCCUUUUCUCAAUGAACUUACCAGCCUGUUUGAGCGCAGUACCGAGAAGGGUUCAGUCUGGGUUACUCUAAAACGCUCAUCACUGAAGUCCAAAGUGCAGAGAAAUAAAAUGACCACUGCUGGUCAACCCAUCGAGUAUCGAUGCCUCAUUCGUGCAACUGACGGAAAGAAGACAAUUUCAACUUCUGUUGGAGCAAAAGAUCACCUGAGAUUUCAAGCUUCCUACUCAACCAUUCUUAAAGCCCACAUGACUGCUCUCAAAAAGAGAGAGAGAAAGGACAAGAAGAAGGCAGCAGAGGCAGAGAAGGGUCUGAAGAAAAAACCCAGGAAAGUGUAAAGAGAGGCUCUCUUGCUUCUGUAGGUCCUCAAGGUAGUGUAACUAUUUCUUUGUUACCUUUGUUUUCACGAUGAUCCUUUGACCUGAUGAUGAGUGUUAUGCUUUCCCAUAAUUUCUUGGAAUGAAGAGGGAAGAAUACUUGAUCUUGUCCUUUGCUUGGCCAUUUUUUUUACUUACAACAAGAUUUAUAAUAUACAUGUAAUUUUACUGUAGAAUUGUCUGGAAGUAACUACUUUUGGUUCAUUUAA
Cucurbita pepo subsp. pepo (vegetable marrow) is the source of this 759-nucleotide messenger RNA. RefSeq names its product signal recognition particle 14 kDa protein. The record is from RefSeq and is a predicted model, not a curated record. NCBI's taxonomy places the organism in Eukaryota, Viridiplantae, Streptophyta, Magnoliopsida, Cucurbitales, Cucurbitaceae. Gene Ontology annotation, molecular function: endoplasmic reticulum signal sequence receptor activity; 7S RNA binding. Gene Ontology annotation, cellular component: signal recognition particle, endoplasmic reticulum targeting. Gene Ontology annotation, biological process: SRP-dependent cotranslational protein targeting to membrane.